Messenger RNA from Aspergillus calidoustus, 1470 nucleotides. NCBI's taxonomy places the organism in Eukaryota, Fungi, Ascomycota, Eurotiomycetes, Eurotiales, Aspergillaceae. The record is from the annotation of a GenBank genome assembly.
AUGGAGCGAGUCUGGAUCUACACGAGCAUUGCGCUCGCCCUCUGGAUCGUCCAGUGCCUCUAUAAAUUCCUAACCUCCCCGCUCCGCGCCGUCCCUGGUCCCUUCUACACAAACUUUACUCGCCUCCCCCUCAAAAUCUCCAUAACAACCGGCAACCGAAUCUACUUCAUCGACGCCCUGCACAAAGCCCACGGCCCAAUCGUCCGCAUCAGCCCCGACGAAGUCUCCAUCUCAUCUCCUGCAGAAUUCAAAGAGAUCCAUCGCGCUGGGUCCCCGUUCCUCAAGAGCGAAUGGUACAGUACGUUCACUAUGGGCAGUCGGCCUGGGGUGUUUGAUAUGCGGGAUCCGAAGAUGCAUGCUGCGAGAAGGAAGUUGUUUGCCCGGGCGUUUUCGAAGAGUGAGUUGAGGAGUCAGUGGGAGGGGGCUGUUAGGGAAAAGGUGAAGCUUGCUGUUGAGAAGAUGAAGAUGGAGAUGGAGAUGAACGGUGGGACGGGGAGGUGUGAUGUGCUCAAGUGGUGGACGUUUCUUGCGACGGACGUUAGUGGGCAUUUGAUGUUUGGGGAGAGCUUUGAUAUGUUGAGUGUUGGGAUGAAAAACGAGUACAUCCACGUCCUCGAAUCAACCAUGAAGGGCUCCGGUAUCAACGCCGAACUCCCCCUCGUCGGAUUUAUUGGCCGACACCUCCCCAUCCCCAGUGUCAAGGCAAUGUUCCGUGCAAGCGACUACCUGUCAGAGUACGGUCGUCGUGCAGUGACCAACAGCCGCGCAGCUAGCGACUCCACGCGAAACAUCUUCUCGGGAAUGAUACACGAGUCUGAGAAGGGCAGUUUGGCGCUCUCUGACCUCGACGUCAUUGUAGAAGCAGGGAACCUUAUCGUUGCAGGCUCGGACACGACGGCUGUCACUCUGACAUAUCUCGUCUAUGCUGUUCUUCGCGACCCUCGUCUACAAAAAGAGAUAGAAGAUGAAGUGCAGGCUCUUGCAGACGACUACGACGACGCAACGCUGGAACAACUCCCCCUUCUCAACGCCGCAAUCAAGGAAACACUCCGUCUCUACGGCGCUGCCCCCGGUUCCCUCCCCAGAUCCGUCCCCGAAGGCGGCGCAGCGUUCUUGGGCUACUACAUCCCCGAGGGAAUGACCGUCAGCACGCAGAGCUACACCAUCCACCGCGACGAGAACAUCUUCCCAGACCCCGAAACCUUUGAUGCGUCACGCUGGCUACCCGGAAAGGAAGGAGAAGGAGUAUCGAGCCAAGCACAGGCCGCAUUCUCACCAUUUGGUGCCGGCGCUCGAACGUGCCUGGGUAUACAUCUGGCAUACAUGGAACUGCGUCUGGCUGCGGCGGAGUUCUUCCGGCAGUGUAAGGGGGUGAGACUGGCGCCGAGCGUGAGCUGUGAGACGAUGAAACCGGAGAAUUAUUUUUUGAUUGCGCCGCGGGGCCAUCAGUGUGAGAUUGUGCGGGGAUGA